Solanum tuberosum (potato) is the source of this 4971-nucleotide messenger RNA. Its product is annotated as ATP-dependent RNA helicase DHX36. Gene Ontology annotation, cellular component: intracellular anatomical structure. Lineage: Eukaryota; Viridiplantae; Streptophyta; Magnoliopsida; Solanales; Solanaceae. The record is from RefSeq and is a predicted model, not a curated record. Gene Ontology annotation, molecular function: RNA binding; ATP binding; helicase activity. The transcript has 34 exons. Bases 162 to 4478 code for a protein of 1438 amino acids.
GGCCAACAGCAUCGACCGUUUUUAUUUGGGCUCACAACCAUCGGUCCGGUCUGCGUCUGAACUCUGGCGAACAAAUUUUCUCUCUGCUACUGUGCGUGUGCUCUCACCAUUGUUACUUCUUUCACUUUGUAUUUACUUCUGUCUCCCGCCCAUUUUCUUCUAUGGCACCGAAGAAGAAACCUCAAUCAUCCAAAGGCAAAGGUUCUUCUUCCACAGGUCCCAAAUUGCAAAUUUCUGCCGAGAAUGAGAAUCGCCUCCGACGAUUGUUGCUUAAUUCAGGCCGCUCCACUCAGUCUCCGACUCCGAUUCCAGCAGAGGAUGCUCUCUCAAAAGCGCAGAAGGCCAAGAAACUUAGUUCUAUCUACGAAAAGCUUUCUUGCGAGGGCUUUACCAAUGAUCAAAUUGAACGUGCUUUAUCCGCUCUCAAGGAGAGAGCCACGUUUGAAGCUGCUUUAGAUUGGCUAUGCUUGAAUUUGCGAGGAAAUGAGCUUCCUCUGAAGUUUUCAAGUGGUACUUCCCAAUUGAACGAAGGUUCUGUUGGUAUCAUAUCAACUGCUCGACAAGAUUGGGUUCCUUCAGCAGAUUCAUCUGUGGCAGAAGUUAAAGAUGAGAAAAUACCUAAAGUUUCAGUUGUGCCGAAGGGUCGAAGUGAUAGUGAAUCUCUACGUACAGUUGAACGCGCACAAGCUGAUUGGAUCCGCCAGUAUAUGGAACAACAGGAAGAGGAUGAAGCUGAAAGUUUGGAAUCUGAUUUUUUUGACGAUGGUUCCCUAGAGCAGGUCCCGCGGAAAAAACGUAGUGUUGAGUCCAUUGUUCAAGAAUUUCAUACUGCUAGGCUGGAAGCUAUUCAUGCAAAAGAGCGCGGUGACAAAAAGGGCCAGGAACAAGCCAGCCGAACCAUUCGGAAGAUCAAGCAGGAGAUAUCUUCUCUAGGACUACCGGAUGAUAUCCUGGAAUCUGCACACGAAAGUGCUUCCGACCAUGCAGUGUUAGACAUGUCCUCAGAAAAACUUGAUGUUGACGAUGUUACUUCACACAAUUUCAGAACGUCCGAUAUUCAUGAACAUGAGAUAGGAAUGGACGAAGUGUCUGUCAAUAACAGCUCUAAUGAGUUCAUCGAAGACAAUCCAUCAAGUGUUCCUUUAGGUGACAAGGCGGCUUCAGGAGGAGAACCAGAAGACGUAGAGCUUGGUGAUUUCUUAUUUGAAGAAGAUUCCUCCGCUGAUGUGUUGGCUACUGUACUAGAACUGCAGAAGAAAGAAAAGAUGAGAGAGUUAUGCAGUCAGAAAAACUUGGAGAAGUUAGAAGGUAUAUGGAAAAAGGGAGAUCCACAAAAGAUUCCAAAGGCUUUUCUUCACCAACUUUGUCAAAGAUCAGGAUGGGAGGCACCAAAAUAUGCGAAAAUACCUGGAAAAGGAAAUAUUACAAGUUACUCAGUUAGUAUAAUGCGCAAAGCCAGUGGGAGGGGUAAGAGCAGAAAAGCUGGAGGGCUAGUAACAAUUGAGCUUCCUAGUCAGGAUCAUGCUUCUUCUACUGCUGAGGAUGCACAAAACAGAGUUGCAGCGUAUGCUCUCCAUCGCUUGUUUCCAGAUCUCCCAGUUCACAUGCCAAUUACCGAGCCAUAUGCAUCACUUAUUUUGCAGUGGGAGGAAGGUGAUUCUGUGAAAGAUAUUGUUGAUGAUCAAGUGGAACGAAGGGCCUAUUUUGUGGAUUCAUUGCUGGAAGCUAGCGGUUCAGAAACCAUAACUCAUUCUGAUGUCUCCAAUAAUGCUAGCAAAGAAAAGUUUUUACAUCCUCACACCACCGAAGAUAAGACGGUGCCUGUUGAUUUUACAGCCAAAAAUCCCCGUAAAGAAGCAGAAAGUUUCUCUCUGAAAAAGGAGCAGGAGGGUAGGAAGAAGUUGAAGAAGUACCAGGAAAUGUUAAAAUCACGGGCUGCCCUUCCUAUUGCUGACUUAAAAGGCGAGAUCCUGCAUUCACUAGAGGAGAAUGAUGUUUUGGUCAUUUGUGGGGAAACAGGUUGCGGGAAAACAACCCAGGUCCCUCAAUUUAUACUGGAUGACAUGAUUGAAUCAGGACGUGGGGGACACUGUAACAUUAUAUGCACACAACCAAGGAGAAUCGCGGCUACUUCUGUGGCUGAAAGAGUUGCUGAUGAGCGUUGUGAAUCUUCACCAGGUUCAAGUGAGUCCUUGGUUGGUUACCAAGUUCGCCUCGAUAGUGCAAGGAAUGAGAGAACAAAGCUCCUCUUUUGUACAACUGGCAUUCUUUUGAGAAUGUUUUCAGGAAAUAAAAGUUUGGCUGGUGUUAGUCAUAUCAUUGUUGAUGAAGUGCAUGAGAGGUCACUUCUGGGUGAUUUUCUGCUCAUUGUCUUGAAGAGUCUCAUCCAGAAGCAAUCUGCCCUUGGUACGGCAAAACUGAAAGUUAUACUCAUGUCUGCGACAGUAGAUUCACAUUUGUUUUCUCAUUACUUUGGUCACUGCCCUGUAAUUACCGCUCAAGGACGAACACAUCCUGUUUCAACUUAUUUUCUCGAGGAUAUUUAUGAGAGUAUCAAUUACCGCCUUGCAUCUGAUUCUCCGGCUUCUGUAAGCUAUGGAACAUCUACUAGGGAAAAGAAUGCUCCUAUUGGCAAUCAUAGGGGGAAAAAGAACCUUGUCCUCUCUGCAUGGGGUGAUGAAUCAUUGCUGGCUGAAGAGUACAUAAAUCCCUAUUAUGAUCCCAGUAAUUAUCAAAACUACAGUGGACAAACUCAAAAAAAUCUGAGGAAAUUGAAUGAAGACAUUAUUGAUUAUGAUCUUCUCGAAGACCUGGUAUGCUACAUUGAUGAAACAUACCCUGAGGGUGCUAUACUAGUUUUUUUACCGGGGGUUGCAGAAAUAAACACCUUACUCGAUAGACUGUCUGUGUCCUUCCAGUUUAGUGGACAGUCUUCUGAAUGGAUUCUUCCUUUGCAUUCUUCUGUAGCAUCUGAGGAUCAGAAAAAAGUGUUUAUUAGACCUCCAGAAAAUAUCCGUAAGGUUAUAAUAGCUACAAAUAUUGCAGAGACUAGCAUAACCAUAGAUGAUGUGGUUUAUGUGGUUGACUGUGGAAAACACAAAGAAAAUCGCUAUAAUCCGAAGAAGAAAUUGUCAAGCAUGGUUGAAGAUUGGAUAUCUCAAGCAAAUGCAAGGCAACGUCGAGGCAGAGCUGGUCGUGUAAAGCCAGGAAUCUGCUUUUGUCUCUACACUUCUUACCGAUAUGAGAAACUCAUGCGGCCUUACCAAAUCCCGGAGAUGCUACGAAUGCCGUUAGUAGAAUUGUGCUUACAAAUCAAAUUGCUAUCACUUGGAAGCAUAAAGCUAUUUUUGUCUAUGGCUCUUGAACCUCCAAAGGAUGAGGCUAUUAUGUCAGCAAUUUCUUUAUUGUAUGAGGUUGGUGCCGUUGAAGGGGAUGAAGAGUUAACUCCUCUCGGGUAUCAUUUGGCGAGACUUCCCGUUGAUGUGUUGGUGGGGAAGAUGCUGUUAUAUGGUGGAGUAUUUGGCUGUUUGUCACCAAUUCUAUCUAUUUCAGCUUUCCUGAGUUACAAGUCUCCAUUUGUUUAUCCAAAAGAUGAGAGGCAAAAUGUUGAAAGAGCAAAGCUGGCACUUUUGAGUGAUAAGCUUGGCUGUGAAACUGACUCUGACAGUGGUAACUGGCAGUCUGACCAUCUCCUAAUGAUGGUAGCGUAUAAAAAGUGGGAGAAAAUUUUGCGGGAGAAUGGAGUCAAAGCAGCAAAGCAGUUUUGCAGCUCAUAUUUCUUGAGCAGUUCUGUCAUGUACAUGAUAAGAGACAUGAGAAUACAAUUUGGAACGUUGCUAGCUGAUAUUGGACUCAUCAACCUCCCAAAAAAGUCGGAGGUUGAUUGGAAAAAGAAAGAGAAGCUUGGCAGUUGGCUUUCUGAUAUUUCACAACCUUUUAAUAUAAAUUCAAAUUAUUCCUCAGUUCUUAAGGCCAUAUUGUGUGCAGGUCUGUAUCCCAAUGUAUCUGCGAGAGAAGAAGGCAUUGCUACAACUGCUCUUGGGAACCUAAAACAGAGUGCAAAUGUUUCAGCAAAGAGUAACCCUGCGUGGUAUGAUGGAAAACGAGAAGUUCACAUUCACCCUUCCUCAAUCAACUCUGACUUAAAAGCUUUUCAGUACCCAUUUCUCGUCUUUCUUGAAAAGGUAGAAACUAACAAGGUAUUUUUGCGAGACACUACUGUUGUCUCUCCUUAUACUAUACUGCUUUUUGGUGGCCCAAUAAACGUUCAGCACCAGACUGGAACAGUUACCAUAGAUGGAUGGCUAGAAGUUGCCGCGCCUGCACAAACAGCUGUGCUAUUUAAGGAACUCCGGCUGACUCUUCAUGAUAUUCUCAAGGAGCUUAUUCGUAAUCCACAGGCUUCCAAGGUGACCGAUAAUGAAGUUCUCAGAUCUAUAAUCCAGCUGCUGUUAGAAGAAGAUAAACAAAGAAAAUAACCACCAAGCCAUGGAUCAGGUGAUCAUUGCGCGCCCAGAUAUAGCUAGGAGAGGUCAACCUUUUGUACGAUUAGAAAAAGGAAAGUUGCUGCUAUCGAUGGACUGUCUGGUUGCUGAUAUCUCGUGGAUGAGGUGAUGGACUAUCUGUUUGCUGAUCUCAGGGGUAGGACAAAAUUUGUUCUUUGCUUAAUUGAUCAUGAAUCAUCCCACAAAAUUAAUCGUUGGAUAUUAUCCCAAAAAGCUAAUGAAGAACUAUGUUUGGCUGGAAAGGAACAAGACAUGCUUUGCGGGGUAAAGACAGCAGAUUGAUAAAUUUGAAAAAUAAAUGUAUCAAAAACAUUCAAUUAAUCUUUUACGAGUGUCAAAGUUCAGUUCAUACAAAUGUAAUUCACCCAAUUGUCCAAGUUUGAACGAAUUGGGUUGUGACGGUUGCAACAUCAAACAAAUUACCAAGCUGGUUACUCCUUUUAUUACAUAAUAAAAAAAAUCCAAA